CCGAUUCAUUUUCCUAUUAAACAAAGAAGGCUGGAGACAGUGAUUUAUUAAACAACAAUUCACUGUUCUGACGUCACAACUAUUACGUCAUAGCGUCAAACGGCGUAACGGCGCGCUGGAAAAGAACCCGAUUGAAAACGGGCAAAUAUUUAAUGCAAGCCGACAAGUAAACAGCAACGCACAGUCCAGCGAACAGAGAACAGAAUUAUGGAUGAAAAUCCGGGAAAAAUACAGACAAGAAUGGAAAUAUGAAAUCAACUGAACAUUCAUCAUACCGCAGCUUGUCUGGCACAGAAAGAGGCAAUGAUUUAAACAUCACUUAUAGUGCUGCAUCCUUUGACUCUUCUGUGUCAUUGCCGACUUCUUUAGAUGGGAAUGCGCCUUACAAAAAUACCAAAACUGAAAACGCUGAUAAAAAUAACAUAUCUGAAAAUGAGGCAACUUCCUGUCCAUCACGCUGCCAGUGCAACGCUAUUGUGAGCUCUUUUGUGCGAUAUCUACGAGAAGAGGCCAACUGCAAGGUUUAUGAUACGCAUGAUGCCGUUUCCCGCGAAGGUGAUCAUCCAAAAUGCGAGGCUCGGUCACAAAAAGGCAGCGAACUAACCAUGUCUAACAGUUCUUCCUCCUCCGUCGCAUCUGUGUCAUUGCCGGCAAUUUCAGUCAACAGUGUAGACCUGAGUGCGCCUGUCAACUUAAUACCGGAGCCUAUUGUGAGCAUUUUUGUGCAAUAUCUACGAGAACAGGCAAAGUGCAAGGUUUUUGACGCAUUUACCCGCAAGUCUGAUAAUUUGGAAGAGUGGGUUUAUAUAUCAGUCGAGCCACAACAAACUUUCGAUAUUUUGCCAUGUUGA
Messenger RNA from Mercenaria mercenaria, 851 nucleotides. RefSeq lists its product as uncharacterized. The record is from RefSeq and is a predicted model, not a curated record. Lineage: Eukaryota; Metazoa; Mollusca; Bivalvia; Venerida; Veneridae. The coding region runs from base 249 to 851 and encodes 200 amino acids. The transcript is spliced from 4 exons.